Molecule: messenger RNA, 1476 nt
Organism: Penicillium riverlandense
Lineage: Eukaryota; Fungi; Ascomycota; Eurotiomycetes; Eurotiales; Aspergillaceae
Product: aldehyde dehydrogenase family protein
Exons: 4
Coding region: 1-1476 (491 amino acids)
Molecular function (GO): aldehyde dehydrogenase (NAD+) activity
Source: RefSeq, a predicted model, not a curated record
AUGUCUCUGUUCCAAACCAUCAAGACCCCUGCGGUCACAUAUGAGCAGCCUCUGGGACUAUUUAUCAACAACAAAUUUGUGAAGGGUGUGGAUGGCAAGACCUUCGAGACAAUCAACCCUCAUAACGAGAAGCCCAUUGUGGCCGUGCACGAAGGUACAGAGAAAGAUGUCGAUAUUGCUGUGAAAGCUGCCCGCAAAGCCCUCGACGGAGAUUGGAAACAAGUCACUCCCUCCGAGCGUGGCCGUCUCCUUACUCGUCUGGCAGAUUUCCUGGAACGCGAUAUCGAAACAGUGGCUGCUAUUGAAGCCCUUGAUAAUGGCAAAGCAGUGACAAUGGCCAAAGGCGACGUUAACGCCUCUUCCGGAUGCCUACGCUACUAUGGUGGCUGGGCCGACAAAAUAUAUGGCCAAACGAUUGACACCGAUGUCAAUAGCUUGACCUAUACGCGCCACGAACCCGUGGGCGUCUGUGGCCAAAUUAUUCCAUGGAAUUUUCCGCUCCUGAUGUUUGCUUGGAAGAUUGGCCCUGCCCUCGCUACGGGUAAUACGAUUGUCAUAAAAACCGCAGAACAGACGCCGCUUUCAGCGCUCUAUGUGGCUGGUCUUAUCAAAGAAGCGGGAUUCCCCCCUGGAGUCGUCAACGUUAUCUCAGGAUUUGGAAGCACUGCUGGCGCAGCGAUCGCCGCUCAUAUGGACAUUGACAAGGUUGCUUUCACAGGCUCUACUCUUGUUGGCCGGCAAAUCAUGCAACAAGCCGCUAAGAGCAACUUGAAGAAGGUGACUCUCGAACUUGGAGGCAAGUCGCCGAACAUCGUUCUCCCAGACGCAAACCUAGAGGAAGCAAUUAGUUGGGUCAAUUUGGGAAUUUUCUUCAACCAUGGACAGUGCUGCUGCGCAGGCUCUCGCAUUCUUGUCCAUGAAGCUAUCUAUGAUAAAUUCUUGGAACGUUUCAAGAAGCGAGCUGAGCAGAACAUGGUCGGAGAUCCGUUCAAUGCCGAGACUUUCCAAGGCCCCCAGGUAUCGCAGGUCCAAUAUGACAGGAUUAUGACUUAUAUCGCAGCUGGGAAGAGCGCAGGUGCCACGGUCGUCACUGGUGGCAAUCGGCAUGGUAGCGAAGGAUACUACAUCCAACCCACGAUAUUUGCCGAUGUCAAUGAGAACAUGACGAUUGUGAAAGAGGAAAUCUUCGGACCCGUCUGCACGGUGCAGAAGGUCCGCAAUGAAGAGGAAGCCAUUCGCGUGGCCAAUGACACGAACUAUGGCCUGGCCGCAGCCGUCCACACCACGAACAUCAACACGGCCAUCAGGGUGUCUAAUGCAAUCAAAGCAGGAACUGUCUGGGUUAACAACUACAACACUCUUCACUACCAGAUGCCGUUUGGUGGCUUCAAAGAAUCGGGAUUGGGCCGAGAGCUGGGAUCGUACGCCCUUGAGAACUACACAGAGGUGAAGACAGUCCGUGUGCACCUCUCCUAG